This is a messenger RNA of Bactrocera tryoni, 461 nucleotides long. RefSeq lists its product as uncharacterized. The coding region runs from base 27 to 248 and encodes 73 amino acids. The transcript has 2 exons. Lineage: Eukaryota; Metazoa; Arthropoda; Insecta; Diptera; Tephritidae. The record is from RefSeq and is a predicted model, not a curated record.
GUAAUAACUAAUCAAGCAAUUAUAAAAUGGAAAUUACCCGUGAAUCUGCUAUAGAUGAUGAGGAUUUUAGAAAGAUUGCCGAUAAUAAUUUCCAAAGAAUCCGCAACAAAUCAGCCAAAAUUGGGUAUGCCGAUGGUGUGUCAGAUGGAAAGAAAGAAACAUUUCAAAUAGCUUUUAACAAAGGAUACUCAGAUGGAUUGCGAACAGGUUUCGAAUUAGAGAAAUAUAAUGUAAUGCGCUUUCUCUAAAUUUAGAAAUUUAACGAUCUCUAAAUGACUUCGUAGUGCACACUGCGGCAGAUAUAAAUCGUUUUGGAUACCAACUUUAAAAUUCUUAUUGAAAUCAUUUUUAAAUCAAUGUAAACAAACUCUUCCCUUAACGACUAAUUUAUUAUGUUCACAAUGUUUAGAUUAGAUAUUUUAUGUUUUAUUAUUAAGAAGUACAUGGUUUUAUAAAUACAA